Acaulospora morrowiae is the source of this 2439-nucleotide messenger RNA. The record is from the annotation of a GenBank genome assembly. Lineage: Eukaryota; Fungi; Glomeromycota; Glomeromycetes; Diversisporales; Acaulosporaceae.
AUGACUGAUAACGUUACAAGCACCAGCGCUGCUGUCGAGCCUGAAAAGGUUACCAAGGAAGAAGAGACUGAAGUAAUUCAAACCCCCACCCCCAAAGAAACCGAGGAUGAUCCAAUUGAAAAUGGUACACUGGAAAAACGAAGCAUAAGCGUUCCAUAUCUUUUUAACUGGAAUGCUCGUUAUUUCGCUUUUGGCACCAGUGAAACAAAGUAUUCUGUGGAAAAUCUUCGUCAGUAUUAUAAGAAAACUCGCAGAACCAUAAGGCAAUCUCACGGUUCGCCAAGUGCAACUUCCCCUGAAGAAACUCCCGCCGAGGAAGGUGCCAAAACUUCUACAGCCGCCGCCACUGAGGCAUCUGGCGAAACAUCACAAGUGAAAAAUGACGACCCCAAACGUGCCCUCCAUGCCCUUUGUGCUAACAUUGCUCACGCUAGUCAAACUGGAAAAGGUCUUUUGUUCUAUUAUAAAUCCAGUGACCACACGAACGAGCCACACGGUAUUAUCAAUCUGAAAUUUGUGAAAGAAGUAAAAGAAUGUGGUACCAGCGGAAAGGCACAUGAAUUUAAGAUAAUUACCGAAUAUCGCGAAUACGUAUUGAAGGCCGAGAAUGAAACUACCAAAAAACGUUGGAUAAAAACCAUCCAAGCAAAGGCCCAAGAGGCAAAAGAAUAUCCUUUGCCCGAAACAGAAGAGUACAAAAGUGUAUACGAUCAAGUUUGUAAGUUGACGCAAAGUCGUGUUGUUUCUCAAGAACGUUUCCUAAAGGAAGGCGGCGGUGUCACUUCCGACUCCGAAAAUUAUACUUCGGGUGAAGAUACCGAAGUUAAGUCGAAACGCAAAUAUUUAAGCUUCAUUGGAGGCAGGCGACCUGAAAAGACCGCGAAGACCGAGAAGACCGAAGCCACUACCACCACCACUAACACUACCACUAUUAACGAAAUCGCUGAGAUAGUUGAGGAAAGUGGGGAAAAACCACCCGAAAGAAGACCUAGCCUGUUUUUCACAAACUUCUUUGGAGGAGGAAAGAAGUCUGAAAAAGAUAAGGAAAUAAAGGAAAGUGUAGAAGAAACCGUAGUUGCUGAAACCAGUACUGCUGCCGAAACAAAAGUGGAGGUUGUAAAUACCGAGACGACUAUCGAUAAGGUUGAAAAAGUCGAAGCAAGUCCUACAGUUCAAAAAUUCUCGUUUAAAAAAUUUUUCAGCAGAUCUACCUCUGAACCUAAAGUUGAAGCUGCAGAACAGACUGUACUUGAAACCGCUGAGAUUGUUGCCGAGGAAACAGCCGAAGGAGCCACGAAAGUUACCGAAGAAACAACGAAGGCUAUUGAAGAAACAGUAGUAACCGAAGAGGCAACCAAAGUUACCGAAGAAACAACGAAAGCUAUCGAAGAAGUCGCCGAAAAAAUAACAGACGGAGCUGAAAAUCCUGACGAGGAGGCUGACAAAGUUGACAUAAAACCGGAAAGUUCUAACCCAAAGAAAGCUACCGCUGGAAUAUUUCGCAGAGUCACUCAAGUAUUUAAGAGAACUAUAGUGGAUGAUAGUGGGCCAACUAGAGACGUACCGGAAACAGCGGCGGGAAGUUCCACCGAGAAGGAAGAAACCGAGGAUUCUACUAAGGAGGUCUCUAAGAAAAGGUUAAGUAAACAAACACAACCGGUGCAACCUGAAGAAGUAGAACCCGAAACACAACCUACGACAACGACCAUCGAAUCAGCCGCCGAUGCAACAGAUAAUAAGGAAUCCGAGAAUUUAGUAUUAAAAAAGAUAGAAUCUCCCCGCAAGUACGGUCAACUGGAUAAGUUAACCAAGCGAAAGGUGAAUUUGAGGAAGACAUAUAAACCACGAUACUUUGUAUUUACCCAGGAAGGAACUUUAAAUUACUACACGAGCGAAAAGGAUGAAUCGGAACCCAAAAAAAUUCCGAUUACUCAUGAGGUUAAGAUCACCAAGGUUGAAGACAAACAAACCGAGUUUGAAAUUGAUACCAAAUCAAAAGGCUACAAACUCGUUGCUCCAAGUGAGACUGAACGAAAUGAGUGGAUCACCGUACUCGAAGACUAUAGAAAAUCGCUUCCGGUGACGGAUCCAUCAUCUUCUAAGGCACCGGAAAAGAAGGUUGAAGAAGUUCAAACCGAGGCGACAGAGACAAAGGAAAUAGUUACCGAGAAAAUUGAAGAAAUCGUCGGGGAAACUGUGGUGAAAACCGAGGUAGAGAUAACCGAAGUUAAAUCCGAAGUUAAAUCCGAGGAGAAAACCUUAGAGAUAACCGAGGAGAAAACCGUAGUGAUAACCGAGAAAACCAAAGAGAUAACCGAAGAGAAGCCCGAGAAGGAAAUUGAGGAGAAACCCGCGGAGACAGUCGAGGAGAAACCCACAGAGGUAAUUGAAGAGAAGACUACCGUCGAAACCUCAACUACCUCCGAUGAAAAACAAUAG